This is a messenger RNA of Rhagoletis pomonella (apple maggot), 912 nucleotides long. RefSeq lists its product as uncharacterized. The transcript has a single exon. The coding region runs from base 1 to 912 and encodes 303 amino acids. Gene Ontology annotation, molecular function: nucleic acid binding. Gene Ontology annotation, biological process: DNA integration. NCBI's taxonomy places the organism in Eukaryota, Metazoa, Arthropoda, Insecta, Diptera, Tephritidae. The record is from RefSeq and is a predicted model, not a curated record.
AUGCCGUUCGCCGACACAAGUAUAGAUUACUGCGGUCCUAUAACAAUUCGGACAUGGAAGGGACGCGGUGCUAAAAUGCAUAAGGCCUAUAUUGCGCUAUUUGUUUGCAUGUCAACGAAGGCUCUGCAUCUCGAAGCAGUGACCGAAUUGUCCACUGAAGCAUUUAUUGCCACACUACGGAGAUUCGUGUCACGUCGAGGUGUCUGUCGCAACAUUUUCAACGACAACGGCCUCAAUUUUGUUGGUGCAAAUGCAUAUCUACGGAGUAUAUCUAAUUUACACAAUACAGAAGAUUAUAGGCGAGCCGUUGUAAAUGAGUCAUCGACCCUUGGUAUAUCUUGGCAUUUCUCGCCUCCUCAUGCUCCUCAUUUUGGGGGAUUAUGGGAGGCUGGCGUCAAAACUGUCAAAUUCCAUCUUCGUCGCGUGAUGGGCGUAACUUCGUUAACCUUCGAAGAGCUCUCAACAGUAUUGUGUCAAAUAGAGGCCUGUGCGAAUUCUCGGCCAUUAUGUCAACGAUUUGAAGGCGAUAUGGACCCUUUAACACCGGCGCACUUCUUAAUCAUGCGUUCCAUGAAAUGUCUUCCGGAUGAAGGCGAAUCAGUAUCGGCUCUAAACCGGUGGCGUUAUAUGCAAACACUCGUAAGGGGUUUUUGGCGCAAAUGGUCUGAUGAUUAUUUGACUCAAUUACGCAAAAGGCCCAAAUGGAAAAAGGUAAUAACGAACCUUAAGGUUGGAGAUGUAGUCAUAUUAAAGGACGCAAACCUACAGCCUGGCAAAUGGAAAUUGAGUCGCAUUACUCAGCUUUAUCCUGGAAAUGACGGCUUAGUACGCGUGGUAGAGGUUAAAACUGCGAGUGGCACGUAUCGCAGAUCCAUAUCCAAGCUAUGUCCAUUGAUGAUAAACGACGCCUAG